AUGUGCAAGUCGUGCGGCAUCGGUACCACCUCUUCAUCUACCUCGUCAUCUUCCUCGAUCAUCAUGGCCGCGCCGCCCGCCGUCCUGAGCCCGGCCGCUCGCCUCCCUGUCGAGCUCGUCGAGAUGAUCUGCAACGAGCUCGCACGUCUCUGCCAGCGCAAAUACCGUGCUGGCAGCUCGACCUGUCAGAUGCUGCGGCGGCUACGCGACAUGAUGUCCGUCGCGCUCGUGUGUCGCCUGUGGCGUGAGCCGGCGCAGCUUGCCCUGUUGCGCUCCUUGCACUUCGAGACGGCCGAGGAGUGCGCCGACUUCCUGCACGCCGUCGAAGACGCUCCGCAACUGCUCGAGGUACCACGCGUCCUCACUUUCAACUUCUCGAGCCGUCGCCGCCUCGAGCGCAAACCCUUUCUCGACAUGCCCGGUUACGUCGCAGUACUCCUCGAGAUGUGCCGCAACGUCGAGCUCGUCUACGUCUACGCCGAGUGCGACGCCGAGUCGUCCACAUUCGAGCGGGCGGUCGCCAACCUACAGCACCUACGCACCUUCAUCUUCGAGUCGAUCCCGGUCAUCGGCCAGAGCAACAGCGUCAUCUUCGAGCUGCCGUCGAGCCUCGAGCUCUUCGAGUACAUGUACACGGGCGACCACCCGUCUCCCAUGCUGUGGGACCUCGACGAGCUUCUCGAGUCGGAUGCUCGGCCUGUCCAGGUCAAGAACAUCAAGUUCCACGCCGAAUGUGAUCUGGUCGAGGAGGACGACGACGACGAGGACGCCGACCGCGAGGUGAGCAACGCGCUCGUAGAGAGCUUGGAGGGCCGGUUUGCCGACCGCGGCGUCGCCUUUGAGCUCCUGAUUUUGGAGUGGGACACGAUCUAG
This is a messenger RNA of Rhodotorula graminis WP1, 873 nucleotides long. RefSeq lists its product as uncharacterized. Lineage: Eukaryota; Fungi; Basidiomycota; Microbotryomycetes; Sporidiobolales; Sporidiobolaceae. The transcript has 3 exons. The record is from RefSeq and is a predicted model, not a curated record. The coding region runs from base 1 to 873 and encodes 290 amino acids.